Molecule: messenger RNA, 1154 nt
Organism: Acromyrmex echinatior (Panamanian leafcutter ant)
Lineage: Eukaryota; Metazoa; Arthropoda; Insecta; Hymenoptera; Formicidae
Gene: RfC3
Product: replication factor C subunit RfC3
Biological process (GO): DNA repair; DNA-templated DNA replication
Cellular component (GO): nucleus; DNA replication factor C complex
Molecular function (GO): ATP hydrolysis activity; DNA binding; DNA clamp loader activity
Source: RefSeq, a predicted model, not a curated record
CAAAAAAAAUCAAAUGAGAUAUUGAGAGCCGACGAUUUUAUGACACGAUGACGUCCAGCAAUGCACAAGUAAAUUUACCAUGGGUCGAAAAGUAUCGUCCUAAAAGCUUGGAUGAGCUUAUUUCCCAUGAGACGAUAAUAAAGACGAUAAACAAGUACAUUGAUGAGAAUCAACUGCCGCAUCUUCUUCUUUAUGGACCACCUGGGACAGGAAAGACUAGUACUAUACUGGCGUGUGCUCGUAAACUCUAUACUCCAGCUCAGUUCAAUUCAAUGGUAUUAGAAUUAAAUGCUUCUGAUGAUAGAGGUAUAGGCAUCGUGCGAGGCCAAAUCUUGAGUUUUGCCAGUACAGGCACUAUGUAUAAAUCUGCGUUUAAAUUAAUUAUUUUGGAUGAAGCUGAUGCUAUGACGAUCGAUGCUCAGAAUGCACUCAGAAGAAUUAUUGAGAAAUACACGGAUAAUGUGCGUUUCUGUAUUAUAUGCAACUAUCUCAGCAAGAUUAUUCCAGCUCUGCAGUCUCGUUGCACCAGGUUUAGAUUUCUACCUCUUGCAGCAGAACAAAUAAUACCAAGACUGAAUCAUGUCAUUGAAGCAGAGAAUUUAAAAGUUACGGAAGACGGCAAGCAAGCAUUAAUAACGUUAAGUGGUGGUGAUAUGAGAAAAGUAAUAAGCGUACUUCAAAGUACAUGGUUUGCUUAUGGUGCUGUGAAUGAAGAGAAUGUGUAUAAUUGUGUUGGGCAUCCGUUACCAAGAGACAUAACUAGUAUUGUAAACUGGUUGUUAAACGAGUCUUAUGACACAUGCUACAAAAAGAUUCAAGAACUGAAGUUGAACAAGGGACUUGCGCUGCAAGAUAUAUUAACAGAAGUUCACUCAUAUGUAAUUAAAAUUGAUUUUCCUGAUCAGUUAUUUACUGACUUACUAUGCAAAAUGGCAGAGAUAGAGAAAAGAUUGGCUUCUGGAUGUCGCGACAAUAUUCAAUUAAAUUCUCUUAUAUCUGCAUUCUACAGUGUUCGCGAUAUUGAAACGUGAUAUCUUCUGUCACGUGGGUUGAAAGAUUUUGUAAAUCUAAAAAUACUGAAUAUGCUUGCUUAAGAUAAAAACUAUUGUUUGGUAUGUAUAUAUUACAUUUUGGCAACACCAAUAUAUGAAUAA